Molecule: messenger RNA, 1073 nt
Organism: Pseudoliparis swirei
Lineage: Eukaryota; Metazoa; Chordata; Actinopteri; Perciformes; Liparidae
Gene: tsen15
Product: TSEN15 tRNA splicing endonuclease subunit
Exons: 4
Coding region: 84-542 (152 amino acids)
Biological process (GO): tRNA splicing, via endonucleolytic cleavage and ligation
Molecular function (GO): nucleic acid binding
Source: RefSeq, a predicted model, not a curated record
AAAACACAGCUCUCUGCGGCUCGUGCCGGCGGCAGCACGUGUUUCAUGAGACGCUCUUUGAGUCUUUUCGUUCACUAAAUAAAAUGUCGGGAGCGUCAAACAGAGCAGACGUGACGGAGAAACAUCCGAACUGGAUCCUCCAGCAUCCGGCAUAUCAACACAUGAAGAGUCUGGAGCUCGAGGACAGUGCACAACUACACGCAGCUUUCCUCGUGCACAUGGAUCUGACUGAGGUGCGUCAGUGGAAAGAGGUGUCUUGUGUCAAGAGUCCCGAGCUGCAGCUGAUUUUGCUGGAAGGGAGGGAGAAAGAAGGAGCACCCAUGCAGACGGUUCUUCCACUGCCUGCUCACCGAUCUCUGAGCCACAGAAGCAUCCGUCACGUGCUGGACCGAGGCUUCCCCAUGCUGCUGUGUGCCGUGGCUUCUGACUCCACCCUGGUCUACCAGAGGAUGACCGAUGGGUUGGUAACACCCGACCCUCCCGCCGGCCCCUUCCAGGAUUUGGGACGUCGGCAGCACCGGAAGAGACAGAAGAAGCACUGACCAGCUGGAGUGUGGCGGCAUCUUGAUGUUGUUGGUGAAACAUGGGACAGCAGAGUGGACGGGCCGUCGGUCAGUUGGUCUGUCAGUCCGUCUGUGUAAGCUCCUCCUGAAGGUGGACAGAGAGCAACAUGGCAGCAGGUGCAAAUGGACCAAACCACAGGGCCCGUAUAGGUGCUCUUAGUAAGAAACGGCUAUUUUCAACCCGCGAUGUCGAGUUCAGGGGUUUGCAACUUUUUGGUUUGUUAUUUGUUAAAACCGUUGACCCAUUGUCAGAGGUCAGAUGUUGACUAAUUGCAAACCUGUAACGUUUCAGAGACGUGUUGUUGAUGUGCUCACACAACCGCCCACCGGGCAGCAUGAGGUUACCUGCCUUCCUCAAAACAUUCAGGUGGGACCUGAUGAGUCUGAGCUCCACGAAACCUUUCAGAAAAAGACCCUUGACCGACGUGAAGAACCUAAAUGGUGGUGUCUACGGUUACGGCUGUGACUAACACCAGAAAAGUGAACAUUAAAUAAAUGCAGUAAGUGCCA